Boleophthalmus pectinirostris (great blue-spotted mudskipper) is the source of this 2783-nucleotide messenger RNA. RefSeq names its product Rho guanine nucleotide exchange factor (GEF) 38 (gene arhgef38). Lineage: Eukaryota; Metazoa; Chordata; Actinopteri; Gobiiformes; Gobiidae. Gene Ontology annotation, cellular component: cytoplasm. The record is from RefSeq and is a predicted model, not a curated record. Gene Ontology annotation, biological process: intracellular signal transduction. Gene Ontology annotation, molecular function: protein binding; guanyl-nucleotide exchange factor activity.
CCUGUUGCACUUCCCACAGCCCUGUCUCUCUCUGCUCUCUCUUCCCCUUUGACUGGACCUGAGUUCAGGGCAGAGGAGGGAUCACCAUGGACCCCAAAGAGAAAGAGGCCACUGGCUGUGAAAAAGAGAAAGAAAAAGACAGAACUAUCAAAAGGAGGAACCGGCCGGUGUUUUUACGUUACCUGGAGAGAAGGAAGACUGACACUAUUGUAACUGAUGAGAAAGGUGACAUCAACGUGGGGACGCUGGUGAGGAGGAGUCAAUCAGACAAGACGGAAUACAGCGCAAAACUUAAAGAGAAGCUGACCCCGCUCGACCUGUCCACACCCACGUCUCCAGCACUUGAUCCUGAGGAGGUGCGCUUGAGGAAGAUGAAGCGCAGGUCAAAGGUCAUCCAGGAGCUGGUGCAGACUGAGAAGGACUUCCUCACAGACAUGGAGCUGUGCAUCAGGGAGGUGGUCCAGCCCCUGAGGAAUAUGCAGGUUGUUGAUGUGGAUCGUCUCUUCACAAACAUGGAGACAGUGUGUGAGGUGUCAGCAGCUUUAUACCACAGACUGCAGGAAGCAAUGGCCGAACCUGAUCCAGAAGCAGUCAUCAUUGGGGAAGUAUUCAUCCAGACCAAAGCAGUUCUAGAAGAUGUAUACAAAGUCUACUGCUACCACCAGGAGGACGCCAACAUGGCUCUGAAAGCUUACGAGAAAGAGGAAGAAGUAAAGAGACAUUUCACUGCAUGUGUAUUAGCACUGAAGAAAAUCUAUGAAAGAGAAGGAAAACCAAACUUGUUAGACAUGGGGUCGCUGCUGAUCAAGCCGGUACAGAGGGUAAUGAAGUAUCCGUUGCUUCUUGGAGAGCUUUGGCAGACCACGCCGGAAAACCAUCCAGACUACCAGCCAGUGCAAGAGGCCUACACAGCUGCCAAAAUAAUAAACAUCAACAUUAAUGAAUUCAAGAGACGCAAGGACAUUGUUAUGAAAUAUAAACGGGUAGAGGAUGAAGGCACACUGAGGGGCAAACUGCACAAGUUCAACAUCCACUCUAUAAGGAAGAAAGGAGACAGGUUUGCCGGAUACCUCAAGAUUCUCACAGGAGUUGAGCCCCAGGUGAGAGAUGAAGUCUUUGACCGUGAAGAAAAGCUCUUCAGGAGUCUGGAGAAAGCAGUCAGGCAGAUGGUCAAGAAUGUGCAGUGUUACAUGCAGGACACCCAGGAAAUGGUAUCUGUAGCUGUCCAGAAUGCUCACGACAUGGAAAAAAUUAUCAAAGAAUUCAACAAGAAUGACAAGAAUGGCCUUUAUCAUCACAACGGAAAUGACCCAUAUAAGCACUUUAAAGACGGUGUGGAGCAGCUGGUCCUCGCUCCUCUGUCCUCUCUGCAGGGCAUGUUCACCGCGCCUCAAAAACUCAUCCAAAAGCGCUACGACAAACUACUGGACUACUGCAGCCGCCUGGAGCGAUCUUCCUCACUAGCGCCACCGCCAUCUUCUUCAUCUUCUCCGUCAUCAUCAUCAUCGGGUUCCCCCUCUCCGUCCAGUCAGUCCACCGCGCCAGAUGACCAGGGCCCCGCCAGGAGAGACUAUGAGGCCCUCAAUGCCAUGCUGGUGGAGGAGCUGCAGAGGUUUAAUAUGGCUGCACACACUAUACUCAUCAACUGUGUGGUUCAUUUAGUGGCCCACUUGAAACAACUCAUGGAGAAACUUCUUACUCCAGCUCCAUCUUUGCAUCAACUACCGGCUCCCUUAUCCAACAUGGCAGAAGUUCAAAACAGCAUCAUGGACGAGCUGAGCAAUCUCUCUUUUGUGAAGGACAACACACAGAAACUGAUGGAGCGUAAAGUCAGCUUUGAGAGACAACGAGACAAGAAAACUACGAUGCCUGAGGUGCAGCAUCAGACGGAGGAGCAUCGUGCCUGGCUGCUGGCGGAGUACCCCCUGGAGCGCAUCUACCAGCUCAAGAGGAAGUGCAACGGCUGCCAGGAGCAGGACCUGAGCCUGCUGGAGGGGGAGCUGGUGGCCCUUCUGGAGGACUCAGACCCCUUUGGCAGCAGCAGUCGUUGGCUCGUUCACUCUGGAGGUGCUCAGGGCUACAUGUACUCCACCUUCCUGAAGCAGUACAACCCGCACCGGGACUCUCAGAGAUCUGGGCAGCCGACCCGGGAGCAGCCUCCGACCCAGCAGCCGCCGGCCGUCAUGCUGGACGACGACUUCGACAACAUCAGUCUGUUCGUGUCAGGCAGUGGCAGCAGCAGUCUGCGCAGCUUCAACCUCAACACCACCGACAGCAGCUACACCCUGUCUGGCCUGCAGGGGGAGCCAGACAGCCUCGAGGACCAGGGUGUCUCUGUGGAUGGGGAUGAUAUAAUCGACGAAUCUCAACAGUUUUAUGCUGUUUAUGCAUUUCAAGCCCGCUGUGACCAAGAGCUGAGCCUGCAGGAGUACCAGCAUGUGCGCAUCCUCCAGUUCUGUGACCUGGGGGGAAAUAAAGAGUGGUGGCUGGCUGAGUCCAACGGACAGAAGGGCUACGUUCCAGCCAAUUACCUGGGGAAAAUGUCCUAUGCUUGACAAGGCAGAAUGUAAAAGACUGGAAAAACACUGGUCCAACUAAAGCCUGUUUCAACACAGGCAAACAUGUUCUACUGCACACACAGACGGUCAAACUAAGUCAAAUGUACCAAAAGUGUUUAGUUAUCAACAGACAGCUAUGUUUAAUUACAUUUCUUUGUAAUUUAUAACUGAGACAGUGAAUGUGACUAGAACAAGGGCACUAUCCUGAGCACUUUUGUACAUCAG